AUGUCGUUGACGAGUCCGGGCCUCCAAGCGCUCACAGCCUCGGCUGCUUCGCUUGUCGCCGCCGCCCGUGCCACUCCCAGCGCCUCGGGAGAACACAUCGCCGCUCUUGCCGACCUCAUUCCCGCCUUUGAGAGCCACGGGGCGCACAUCUCCUUUGCCCUCCUCGAGCUUGCAAACCCAGACUCUCACCUCCAUCUCGACUCGCUCAAGCGCAUCUUUGAGGAUACUGGCGACUCGUUCUCGCUCUCCUGCUUCCUCUCCAUCGAGCAGCUCGCUGCCGCCGCCGGUCCAGAACACCUGCCGGCCCGGCCGCUCCCCUCGCCCACCUCCACCUCCCGCCUUGCGCAGAUCUCCGCAGAUGCCGCGGCCGCCGCUCUUUUGCGUACCCGCGCCUCGCCUCCGCCGCACCUCACAUCUUGCCCCGUCUGUGAGACAGAGCUCGACCUUGUCGCCUCCUCCCGCGACUCGCCGCCGUCGCCCUGGUGCCAACUCUGCCAGGCUGCCCCGCUGCCAUGGACCUGCCUCUGCUCGUAUGUCAACUCUUCCGACCCGCUCUCCUGCAAACUGUGCGGCUACUCGGUCUUUCACACCCGUCUUCGGGCCAUCCUCUCGGGCGGACUCGCCAACGUCAUCGUCCUCGACCUCAUCCUCGAUCGCUACUUUACUGUUGCGCCUGCUCCACCCUACGACACCGCCGCGGCGUUACCGCCGCUCGCGUCGCCGUCUGCUGCACUCGCCACCCUCAACCCGACCCUCGACCUAGAUCUGGUCCUCUUUGCCAUCUCCUCCGGGGCAAACCUUCCCGUCCUCCACUCCCUUGCGUCGCGGUUUAUCGAAGGCCAGACGACGUCCUCCCUCCGUUCUGCCGCCAUCCUUCACCUCGCUUCAGCCGCCAUUGCCGCCUCGCGUCCACCGCUCCUCACAGACCUUCUCCUUCCGCUCGCGAGCGCUUCUCUUGAUGACGCUCCGGACAUUCUUGCCAGCCUCGUCCGUCCCGCACUCGCCGCUGGAGCUGCUUGGCUCUUUGACCUCCUUGUCACCCACCAUGCGCUUGACCUUCACGCCUUUGUUGGCCUCUCUUCAGGUGACAACGUCCUCCACAUCGCCGCCGCCGUUGCCUCGCCGCAGUCGCUCGUCGACCUGCUCCACCUGCUGGAUCCUGACAACUCCCCGCACCGCUGCCUCGCCCUUCUUGACGCGCCUAACUCGACUGGCCUCACGCCGCCUCAGCUUGCGGCGUCCAACGAGGUUUGGGGCCUUCUCGUUGGCCUCCGCGCUCGCCUCCGCCGAGCUCCAGCAGCGCUCGCGCCCCACCCCGCUCCACCGUGCGCCUUUCUUGCCACGUCUUGGGCGGCUGUCACACUCGCGUCGGACCCUCCGCUCGGCGAAGGCCAGUUCUCCGUUGUCCGCGCUGGCCACUAUCUUGCCCAGCCUGUCGCUGUCAAGAUUCUCAAGGCCGACGCCCGCGCUCCGUCAACUCACAAGAUCUUUCUCAAGGAGCUCGCUGCCGUCUCGCGAAUGGCCCAUCCCAACUGUGUCCGCUUUGUCGCCGCCAUUGUCGAGGAGACCCAGCUGGUCAUCCUGACAGAGCUGCUUGUCUUUGGCGACCUCAACGCCCGCAUCUACGGCGCCCGUGGCGUCCCACCCUUUCCCUCAUGGUCUGCCAAGAUCCGUGCUGUAAUUGCUGUUGCAAAGGGCAUGGCUUUUCUUCAUGGCUGCGGCAUGGUCCACCGUGACCUCAAGCCUGCGAACGUCCUCCUCGAGGGCCUCGGCGGCGGCUGCAAGCUGGCUGAUUUUGGCCUUGCCGUCCUUCAGGCCAACAUCGACGCUGGCGCAGAACACUCUCAUGUCGGCACUCCGGCAUACAUGGCGCCGGAGGCGCUCCUAGGCCACGCGAACGACAUGCACUCGGACGUCUGGUCCUUUGGCACUCUCCUCUGGGAAGUCGUCGCCGAAAUGCGGCCCUCCCGCCAGGCCCGUCUUGCCAACUGCUACGCUCUCCCCGGCGACAUCGCCUUUCCCACCUGGCCGGCCACUCUCUCCACCCUCCUCUCCCACACUCUCAUUCCGCACGAGCCAUCUGCCCGCCUCUCCUUUGUUGCCAUCCUUGAGCUUCUCGACGCCCUUGCCCGUGAAGUUGCCUUUGUCGAGGCCAUCCAGAAUGCUGACCUCUACUCCAUCAAGGCCCUCCUCGCCGCCGCCUCACCCGACCUUGUGCACUCGCUCGUUGCCCUUUCGGCGCCGCCGCCACUUGCCUCGGCCCUCCACGUUGCCGCACUCUACAACGACACUUCCUUCGCUGCCCAUCUCCUGACGCUCUCGGCCUCGGCGUCCUGGCUCGACCUGGAGCCCUGCCCUGCCCUGCUCACAACCUCUUCUGAUCUCCGUCUUCUCCUCCUUGCCCGCGGCCAAGCCUCGUGGGCCUCACUCCCGCACCACUCGCUUGUCGACGCUGCCUCAUUUGAUGCCGCAGCCUCGCUCGUUCUUCCCGCGCGCCCCACCCUCCUCCACCUCACCGUCCUUCCCAUCCCGGAUGCCUCACUUGAGCUUCUUACCCAUCCGUCGCGCGCCUCACUUGAGCGUGCAGCCUGGAUCCCUGCUGCGCUUGUUGUUGUCCGCUCGCCCUCACUUCAUCGCUUUGUCCUCUGCCAGGAUGCCAACCCGCUCGCGGUCUUUGCCUCGUCCUCCGCCGCUGUCGUUGUCCACCCCGAGCUCGACGCCCUGCUCCUCCUUGACGAGUUGACCAACGAGCGCUUCCUCCUCCGUGUUCUUCCCGACCAGCCGCACUCGCUCUCCACCCUCACGCUUGCUGCCCUCCUCCAGGCAUGCAUUGCUGACGUACACCUCCCGCCGCCGUCUCGCGCCACUGUCGAUGCUCUUCUCAAUCCACACACGCCGCCCGCGCCUCCCGACUACGUCGACGCUACCGCCCGGCAUCUCGGUACCAGUGCCAACCUCACCCUCACGUCCAACUCUAUUCCCACCGCCCCACUCCGCACUGCCACCCUCACGCUCACGGCGUCACUCAGCAACUCGGGCUGGAUCGAAACGACGCCUCAUCCGCCGCCUCUUGUCGAGAGCAAUGGCACCCUCGCUGUCGACGACAACACCACCCUCACCAUGGCACCCACUCCCUCGCACCCCGAGUCGGGCCUCGCCACACUUGCCCUCGCCCAGCCCACCUCGUCGCUUGGCCGCACUCUCUCGUCGUCGUCGUCCGAUGCUUCACUCGUCCGACUCGGCGCCUCGCUUGGCUCGGCAGCCACCCUUGACUCGGGCUGCAACAUCUUCCCGCUCGACUCACCUGCCAUUGUUGUCUCGGACCGCCUCGCACCCGAGCUCGGCGCUGCUUCCGAGACUGGCCUCCGCUCCGGCGCUCGCGGCCUCUGCCUCGGCGCCGAUGUUGCCAUCAAGGACGUGGCCGUUGGUGCCCUCGACGGCGCCACCCGCCUUCUCUGCACCAUCCACGCUGCCGCACACCCGUACGUUGUCUCUCUCAUGGGCAUCCAGCUCGAUCCGCGCGAGACUGCUCCGUCACGCGUCCGCCUCAUUCGCGAGCGCAUCAAGGGAACCGUUCUCACCGAGGCUCUCUCUCGCCGGGUCGGCAACCUCAUGGACGCUCCGUCCGAGAUUGUCCGCGUCCUCUACCAGCUUGCGCAGGCGCUCGUCUACCUGCACUCGCAGCUGAGCCUCCCGCACGGCUCGCUCACGCCGUCCAACGUGGUCCUCACUCAGCUCAAUGCCACGGUCAUGCUCACCGAUCACGGCCAGGCCGCUCUCGAGGCCGCAGCUCUCGAGGCCGUCGCCGCCUCGGGCGAGCGCAUUCCGGAACUUGCCCACCGUGUCGACCUCGCCUACGCCCCGCCCGAAGUCCUCAAGGGCACGGCAGCGGCGACCUCGCUUGCUGCCGACAUCUGGGCGUUUGGCUGCAUUGCUUGGCUUCUCCUCUCCAACUCGCACCGAGACGUUGGCCGGCCCAUCCGGCCCUACGACGAGCUCUCCUCGCUCUCGUCGCGCUUCACCCGCCCGAACGAGCCACCCGGCAUUUUCCAUGCCGACAUCCCGCCGGCCCUUACUUCGCUCUUUCAGGCCUGCUGGUCGCCGCAUCCAGACGCUCGCCCGCCAGCGGCCGACCUUGCAGCGUCCCUCGCCCUUGUCCUCGAGCCGCCGCCACUCUCGGGCUUUGCCGACUCGACCACGCUCAUCGCCGACACUGUCGUCAUGGAGCGCUGCCUCGCCGUCCUUGCCGCCGCCAAGGCCGCCGCCGCCCCGCACGCCGUCAUCGUUGCCGCUGCCGACCGCCUUGUCGGCGCUCUCCGCCUUUACACGCCGUCUACACCUGUCCUCGUCGAGUUUGAAGAUGUCCUCUCUGUCGCCCUCGCCCUCCUCGCCAACUACUGGCCAGCGGCGGCUGUAUCGCUCGCCGCACUCCGUCUCAUUGCCGCCGUCCCGGCCUCUGCGCUUGACUCGAGUGCAGGGCGCGCCCUUGUCGAGACUGCCACCGGUGACGUCUGGACGGCCUUUAACGCGCUCGCCGCUGUCGACUCGCUCGACUUUGACCUUGUCGACGCCGCCCUUGCUGCCCUCUCGCGUCUCAUUGACCUUCUUCACAAGGGCUCCAUUGCCUGGCUCGACACCUGGCUUGUGGCUAACGUCCGCGAGGUUCUUGCCGGGGGCGCUGCUAUCGUCGACUACGCCUGCUGCCAUGCUUCUCUACCAUCGCCGGGUGCGCAGCGCACCGCGCUGGUCCACACCGUCCGCUCGCUCCUUGGCCUCCUCGCCGUCACCGGGCCACACCUCCAGCGCCUCUCGCUCCUUGACCGCACAGACUACGAGGAGCUCAUCCGCAUUCUUGCCCGCGUCGUCGACAUCCAGCUUCUCCAGCCUGCUGUUGCCGACGUCCUCACUGUUGUUGUCGUCCUUCUCGACGACAUUGCCUUCCCACUCGCCUCGCUUGACCCGCUCAUGCCGCCGCUGCGCCGCCUCCCGACGAAACCCGCGACGCGGUUCCCGGACGUCUACGACCAUGUGUUCUUUGCUCAAAUGAUGCUCUCCUCCUCCGACCCGGCCCACGUCCAGGCAGGCGUCGACGCCGUUGUCCGCAUGAUGACCUGGGGCCCGGCUUCCAACUGGCCGGCUGGCGACGUCACGCCGCCAUCGUCAUCGUCCUUCUCUUCGGCCUUCCUCUCCUUUGUCCCGUCCUUCCUCAAGCGGCGCUCGUCGUCGACCUCCUCACCAUGCCGCUCGCCGUCGUCGCACCCUGCCGCUGUCGUCGCAUUCCUCGACCCAGGCCAGCGCGACGCUCUCCGCGACCUUCUUGCCGCACUUGCGGUAGUCAAGGCCCUCAUUCGUGUCUUUGAGCACUUUUGCAACCACUCGUGGCUUGUCCAGUGCUCGGCCCGCCUCUGCGCCCUCCUUGCCGCCACCUUUCCUGCCGUCUGCGCUCGCGAUGACCUCCUUCUCGCCCUCGUCAACGCCGCCUUUCAGCACUCGUCCAACCGUCGCAUGUUCAAGUUUGCCCUCCGCACCUACCAGCAUCUUGCUGAUGCAGGCCUAGGCGACUCGGCGAGCCCGCUGCUUGUCUCGUUCAAGACCUCGCUCGACCAGCUGGCCCAUGGCCGGCGGCACCCGUCCUCGCCGCGUUGCUCACCUCCACCAGCUGCUCCUGGGUCGUCAUUUGCACUUGUCGACACUGUUCUCGCUCAGCUCGACCCGGUGAGUGGGCCCGUCAGCGCUGUGCUGCAAGACCACCUCGUCGAGUGGCACUCGCGCUUCCCUACCAUACUCUCGGAUGUUGCCACUGUGCAACGGUUUACGCGGGCGAUCCUCACCGUUGCUGCCAAGCUCAACGUCGAGCGCGAUCCGCUAGAUCCACGUGGCCCGCGGCCGGCAGGCACACCGCCGCAAGGCUGGGACGUCGCCCUCCCCACCAUCUACGCCUUUCUUGCUUCGCUCUUUGACGGCUCGCAGUCGGCGCAGGAAACCCGCGCCACCUUUGUGGCCAUGGGUCCGCUUGAGCAGACCCUCGUUCGCUACCUUGUUGCCCACCUUGCGUUGAACACUACUGAUCCCGCGUUCCGCGAGUCGGUAGCCUCGGCGGCGGCGGCCUCGACGCUGCUCGCGGAGGCCGGCUCUGACGCCGCUGCCUCUACCCUCCGCCCCGUUGCGCACGAAGCCAUGCCUGGUCUCGGCCUACGCUGCAGUUGUUAG
Messenger RNA from Thecamonas trahens ATCC 50062, 6210 nucleotides. Its product is annotated as serine/threonine protein kinase. Gene Ontology annotation, biological process: protein phosphorylation. The record is from RefSeq and is a predicted model, not a curated record. Gene Ontology annotation, molecular function: ATP binding; protein kinase activity. The coding region runs from base 1 to 6210 and encodes 2069 amino acids. The transcript is spliced from 4 exons. Lineage: Eukaryota; Apusomonadida; Apusomonadidae.